Molecule: messenger RNA, 1763 nt
Organism: Austrofundulus limnaeus
Lineage: Eukaryota; Metazoa; Chordata; Actinopteri; Cyprinodontiformes; Rivulidae
Product: DNA ligase 1
Molecular function (GO): GTP binding
Source: RefSeq, a predicted model, not a curated record
CUCUGCUGCUCUCUGUAACCCGGCCAGAACCAACACCAGAUCCAAACAUGUCCAUCGGUUUUGCAUCCAGCCUGAAUCAAUCUGAUGAGCUGAGGAUAGUUCUGGUGGGGAAGAGCGGGAUUGGGAAGAGCGCCAGCGGGAACACCAUUCUGGGUCGAAGCUGCUUCCAGUCCAGGUGCAGUCCCAGGGCUCUGACGGUGGAAUGUGCCAAAGAGACUGGUGUGGUGGAUGGACAGAGGGUUGCUGUCAUUGACACGCCGGGUCUGACUGACACCAGGUUUGGUUCAGAUAAAACAGCCAAAGAUCUGAGCCCAUGUGUCUCCUUCUCUGAUCCUGGACCCCACGUCUUCCUGGUGGUGGUCUCACUGAGCAGGUUCACCGAAGCAGAGAAGCAGACGGUGAAACGGAUCCAAGAAGUCUUUGGACAGGCUGCAGACAGAUACUGCAUGGUCCUCUUUACUCACGGAGACCUUCUUGAAGGUGGCACCAUCGAAGAGUUCUUGUCUGACAGUCGAGAACUGCAGGAGCUUGUGUCCAGCUGUAAAAACCAGUUUCAUGUCUUCAACAACAGGCUGACGGACAAGAAGCCUCAGGUCCUCCAGCUCCUGCAGAAGAUCAGAGACAUCGUCCAGAAGAACGGGGGAAGCCACUACACCAACGAGAUGUUCCAGGAGGCUGAGAGGACAACUGAAGAGGAGAAACAACGAAUCCUGAGGGAGAAAGAGGAGAAAAUGCGUAAAAGGAAAGAAGAAAUGGAGAGAGAAGCAGAAGAAAAAUGUCAAAAAGACUUGCAGAAAUUAAAGGAUGAAUAUGAGACACUGCAGAGGAACAGAGAGAAGAAACAAAAGAAAAUACAAGACGGGUCUGUUCCAGGAGCACAGCGGGUCCUCGGAGCCAACGGGAUCGAAAUCUGCUCAGAUGACCUGAUGCAGUUUGAAUGUGAAGGAGUCCUGGAGGCUGGGGGGAGAGUAGAAAAACAUGAAGAACAAGAAGAAAAGAAGAGAAAAAGAGAAAUUGAGAAUGAAAAGAACACCCAGAGUGAGAACGGAGGGGAGAGAGAGCUGAUMAACACAAACCAACAGAUCUUCAGGAUGUUUCAGGAAGCUCUGAGUGUGCACGAGAAAAAACUACAAAACCUGAAGGAGAAAGAGGAGCAGAUACACAAAGACAGAGAAGAAGUCGAGCGAGAAAUAAAGACCAUGAUGCAGAAUAUGUUUGAGCAGCUGCAGAUCGAAAGAGAGAAGGAGAGGCAGGAAAGGCAAAGAGAGUUGGCCACCAUGAUGGCUUCGUUUAAAGAACAGAGAGAAGGAGAACUCAAAGAGCAAGAAGAAAAGAUCAGACAUAUCAUGGAGAGAACUGUGAGAAAAACCUUUGAGAUGUUUCAGGAGGCACAGAGAGAAACCAAGGAGGAGRAACAACAGUAUAUGAGGGAGAAAGAGGAGGAGAAGGACAGAAAAUUACUGGAAAUGUUUAACAAUAUGAUGCAGAAAAUGACUGAACWACUCCAGACUGAGAGGGAGAGAGGGGAGGGAGGGGAGGGAAAGAAGAGAGAACAAGAGGAGAGGAGAAGAGACACGGCAUCCAUGAUGACUGAACUGAACAACCAGAGAGAACUGAACAUGAGGGAGCUGGAGACGGGAUGCUGCACAGGAAAMUAUGAAGGAAACCAUCAUGAGUUGUUCCAGGGAGCAAACAGGGAGAAACAAGCCAACGUGAAGGGGAGAGAGGAGAAAAUACAGAAAGACAAGAAGUGGUGGAAGUGA